CAGAAAAGGAAGAACAGGACUAGACUUGCGCAGUAGUUUGACGCAAACCCGGAUGUAACCAACGCCUAAUUGCCGGAGAGAACGAUGCAGACUAUAAAGUGUGUAGUGGUGGGGGAUGGUGCCGUAGGAAAGACCUGUCUACUCAUUUCCUACACAACCAACAAAUUCCCCUCAGAAUAUGUGCCCACGGUGUUUGAUAACUAUGCUGUGACAGUGAUGAUUGGAGGGGAACCGUACACACUUGGUCUGUUUGACACAGCAGGUCAGGAGGAUUACGACAGGCUCCGCCCUCUCAGCUACCCACAGACGGAUGUCUUCCUGGUCUGUUUCUCUGUCGUCUCUCCUUCCUCUUUUGAGAAUGUCCGUGAGAAGUGGGUUCCUGAGAUCUCCCACCACUGCCCCCGCACCCCCUUCCUGCUGGUAGGCACCCAGAUGGACCUGCGAGACGACAGCAACACGGUGGAAAAGCUUGCCAAAAAUAAACAGCGCCCCCUGUCUCCCGAGAGUGGAGACAAGCUAGCCCGUGACCUCCGGGCGGUCAAAUACGUGGAGUGUUCCGCCCUCACUCAGAGGGGGUUGAAAAAUGUUUUUGACGAGGCCAUCCUUGCUGCUUUGGAACCUCCAGAGACUAAACCAAAGAAACGCUGCGUCCUGCUAUAGACGGGGCAGAGAACUGGUUGAGGUCGCAAGGAAACUGUUUAGGAGUGGAAGACAACUAACUUGAGAAGCAGAUCAAUGGCCAGCAUGACAGGACAAAAACAGUGAGCUGGGUUUGAGGUGACAUGACUUGUGAGUCACAUUCCAUACAUGCAUACAAUAAUUGUGCCUUCUGACUAUGUGUGGACAGAGGGGGACAGAACCAGGAUUCCUUUUAAGCAGUAGAUGCAAAUAAAACUGAACUUUAAUCUCCAUUCUGCCCCCCCCCCUUCUGUAGAUACUCUUUUAAAAAUUGCAGUGUUUCCCCAACCCUUACAUAGAUGGGACAGGCCCCCCUCCGCUUAGCACCAUUGUACCCCCCCACUCCAAAACCAAUAUUUACAUUCAAGGGCUGCAGCUGGUUACAAUUGAAAACAAGGAUGUUUUCAGCCUUAAUUGUUACCCUUAGGGGACAUUUGUGCCUAGCUGUGGAAAGUACUGAGGGGGGAAGUCACUCAAUCAACUUAAUUUUCUCUUGUAGUCACUUUGAGUUGCGAACACACAAUAUAUUUGAUCCACUCCAGCCCAGGUAAGCAAGCUAUAAUGGUCACCUUCCUCCUUAGCGAACUUUGAGAACACCAUGUGCAUUUUGGCCUCAGAUUCCAUAGCCUUAUGCAGGUGACGCAUUGAACUGAAUUUAUUAUAUUUUAUUCCUCCUUAUUUGUGUAUGUUGUAUUAAUUGUCUGCCUGUUUGUUCUUACGGGGAAAUUAUAGUGGUUCUUCAGUUUAAAACUUGAGUUUUUUGACUAGGCUUACAACUUGAUUAGAAUUGAUAAUAUAAUGAGAUGUGCUGUAAUAUUUUUCAUAGUUGAUUUUAAUCUUGAUAGCAGUGGUAAUUAUUACAGAUGAUAACAUUUUCAUAGUAAACGCCUAGGUGUUUGUAAUCACGUUUGUAAUAAAACGGUCUAACUGACAAACUGUA
Molecule: messenger RNA, 1618 nt
Organism: Hypomesus transpacificus
Lineage: Eukaryota; Metazoa; Chordata; Actinopteri; Osmeriformes; Osmeridae
Gene: cdc42l
Product: cell division cycle 42, like
Exons: 6
Coding region: 85-660 (191 amino acids)
Biological process (GO): modification of synaptic structure; small GTPase-mediated signal transduction
Cellular component (GO): dendritic spine
Molecular function (GO): GTPase activity; GTP binding
Source: RefSeq, a predicted model, not a curated record